Aegilops tauschii subsp. strangulata is the source of this 1185-nucleotide messenger RNA. RefSeq names its product putative pectinesterase 11. The record is from RefSeq and is a predicted model, not a curated record. Lineage: Eukaryota; Viridiplantae; Streptophyta; Magnoliopsida; Poales; Poaceae. Gene Ontology annotation, molecular function: pectinesterase activity. Gene Ontology annotation, biological process: pectin catabolic process; cell wall modification.
ACGAACGCGAUCAGCCUGCCUUGAGGUUGAAAUGAAUCAUCGGGAGAUGUUACAUCGCGUCAACUCGGCGGCCAGGGUCGCCAUACUGCUGCCUCUGCUCUGCUUUUGCUCUGCCACCUCUUCCUACUCUUUCCCCGACGACGCGGCCUGUGCCAGUGGCAUGGCGAUGGCGGGUCCGGGUAAUCUCCUCACGGUCGACCAAUCCGGCAAAGGCGAUUACAGGAAGAUCCACGAGGCGAUCGCCGCCGCCCCCGCGAACAGCUCCGCCCGCACUGUCAUCCUGAUCAAGCCCGGAGUCUACAGGGAGAAGAUCGUCGUCCCCGUGGACAAGCCCAACAUAACACUUUUCGGCACGAGCGCCAACACGACCGUCAUCACCUGGAACGAGCAGUGGGUGUCGAGCGACACUUCCCCUACCGUGUCCGUUCUGGCCUCCGACUUCGUUGCCAGCCGCUUAACGUUCCGGAACACGUUGGGGACCAGCGCUCCGGCCAUCGCGGUGAGAGUCAUGGGAGACAGGGCGGCGUUCUACGGCUGCAGCUUCUCGUCGUUCCAAGACACGCUCCUCGACGACAACGGGCGCCAUUACUACUGCGGGUGCUACAUCGAAGGUGGCACCGAUUUCAUCUGCGGGAACGGCCGGGCUCUCUUUGAAAAAUGUCACCUGCACUCCACCUCGCCCAACGGCGGCGCCUUCACGGCGCAGAAGCGGGCGUCCGAGUCGAACCACACGGGAUACAGCUUCGUCGGGUGCAAGCUGACCGGCGUCGGGGUCAGCACCUCCAUCCUGGGGCGUCCAUGGGAGCCCUACUCCCGCGUCGUGUUCGCUCUCACCUACAUGUCCGCAGCGGUGAGCCCUCGAGGAUGGGAUGACUGGAACCGCACCGCCAACCAGAGGACGGCGUUCUACGGGCAGUACCAAUGCUACGGCCAAGGGGCGAAAACUGAUGGCAGGGUUAAGUGGGCUCGCAACCUCUCACCAACCGAAGCAGCCCCCUUCAUGACGAAGGCCUGGAUCGAUGGACAGCAGUGGCUUCCGAAGCAGCCCCCUUCAUGACCAAGCCUUGGAUCGGUGGACAGCAGUGGCUUCGGUAGAAAACAGUCGGUGGUGUGGGUUAUCAUAUAUACUUGACACAUAUCAGUGUUAUUAUUGUUUUCAUUUCAAGGAUACAAGUUAACGGAAAA